Molecule: messenger RNA, 2992 nt
Organism: Prorocentrum cordatum
Lineage: Eukaryota; Dinophyceae; Prorocentrales; Prorocentraceae
Source: the annotation of a GenBank genome assembly
GCCACCACCACCUGGACCGAGGGGCGUGGCGUCCCUUCUGGAGGCGCGGCGCGCGCCGGGCCGCCGACCACGAGAGGAGUUUCGCGGCGCUCGUGGCCUGUUCUGGCUCAAGGUGGGCACACGCUCGAAGCACACUGUCCCAGAUACCGUGAUGUCCGCCAUGCUUCGUGUCUCCCCGCAGGAGGAGUUCGAGCGCAGCGGCGACGUGGACGAGCCGAUCGACACGAGCACCUGUGGGGCGUCGGCGCAGAUGGACUCAGGCUGGAUCCCUGGCUGCCGGAUGGCGUGUCCUAGAGAUUUCGGGGCCGCUGAGUUGGGCGAUGCUUCAACGACUUCGCUGAACAUCAUGAGCGAUGCCUCCUGUGCUUCCGGGGUUGCGCAGACGGACACUCAGACGAUCGGCACCCAGACCGACGAGUACGUGGAUGACAUAACAUGCCAGACGUGUGGUGAGGUGCGCGUGCCUCAUGGCUGUGGUCACUGGCAGUGCACUACACUGACAUGCCAGCCUACUUGGUAUCAGCGGUUCGAGGCCAGGAAGUGGCUGGCCCCACGCACGCCCGCACGAACACAACACGAGCAGCUCUCCCUGACGCGCGAGCGCUGCGUAGACUGCCGCCCCGAGGGUCGCUGCCUCAAGGGAGCUUGUCCUCGGUACUGCAACUUCGUCUUCAGGAGGGGCACGUGCAAGCAUGGAGCAAAGUGCUCAUUUUGUCACCUGCAUGGACGCGCCGACGCCCCCGGAAAUUUCAGUGGCAAGGUCGACGGCGUAUUGGACCUUCCGUGGCCACCGUCCGCCUCUCAUGUGCCGCCUCCCCCGAAGAGUUUCUUGACAAAGGACAAGCAAAAGUAUCCGAGGUACGUCAUCACGUCCGACGGCAUGAAGAACGAUCCAACCGAAUGCUUGCGCGGAUGCUGCAGUGUGAAUGAACCUUGGAAAGUGGCAUAUUGUCCAGAUCGCUUGACGGCGAAUGCACCCUCGCCGCAAAAGCUUGCUGGUGGCAGUCGAGUGCUCAGGGCCUCGCCGAAAGUGGGUCUUGAUGCAAGUGUAAUGCUCAGUCUCUACGUGUAGCAUUCUGCAUGAGGCCUGACGUGUAAGGACGCGGUUGCUCCUCGCGAGCCAGCCUGCAGCAGCACACUUUCAAGCAUACCCGCAACGUUCCACUUCGAGCGCCUGCAGGCAGCUUCCGGUUUUGGCCCCUCCGCUCGGCCUUCCCGGGCGGAGCAUACACGGAGACUAGAUGGCAGCCAGCGUGGGCCGACCACAGUGCAUUAUAUUGCACUGUGGGGGCGACAGCUGUGCGGCGGCGUAAGCUAUGUGGUGAACGCUAUGUCGUGCAAGCUGCGUGGCGUGAGCUACCAAGAUGAAGCUUGUUCGGGACGGCACGGGAUGGCAACGUGGCGCAACCUCGGGAAGCCCACCCAGCGCACGGGGCUCCCACGCGGCGACCACGAGGCGUCACGGACGGCAAAGUGGCGAUCGCGGGUUUCUUGGAUCCGUGCUGGGCGCCACUGGCGGCGCCUCCGUCGGGCGCGCUCCGCGCGCCAUGGAGUGGGGUCCGGCGCGGAUCCAAGAAAUCCGCGCAGAGCGCCAACAGUUUAUGUGCAUGCUGUUCUGUUCUUCAGAAGCAGGAGAAGUCAAAUCUCCUGAGUACCAGCAUCGUUCAGGAAAGCUCGUAGCUCGUCUAGCCGUUGUGGCGCUGCUUGCUGGCGCCACAGUCCCAGCGGCGUAGGGCCUGACCCUCCAGUCCUGUCUCCUCUCGCUCCUCCUCCUCCUCCUCCUCCUCCUCCUUGUCUGCCCUUCUUCAUCUCUCCUCUCCUCCCGUUAGGGGACGCAACCACUUCGCAACCUCGAUCCCCGAUCUGCGGCGGGAUUUUUCUCUCCCACGGACACAGAGUGCUGCUCAGGUCUGGUGGGCGUGGGAGGCGUGGGCUCGCAGGAGCGUCGGCGGGCGCGCGCGCGCAAGGCGCCCCCGGACUGUGGGCCCCCUUACGGGUAUUAUUCUAGUCAGCGCAGAGUACUCGAAGGGGCCUGAGGGCACUCAGCUGCGUGCUUCGGCGCACGGUGGAGGAUCUGAGAGAAGACCCGCCAAGGCGAUAGUGCACCAAUGUACAACUGUUUUGAGAUACGUCGCGUAUCAUGUUGUUACUCCUCUCUAGGGAGCGGCCGGCAGGUAGUUUGGCACUCCAAUCGCACGCUCACCAGGGUUGACGUCCAUCUGCGUUGGUGCCAGCCAGUUAGUAAUUUCAGGACCGUCUGCAGCCCCUCACUCCUCGGCAGACUUAGCAAGCGUGUCGCGGACUUUCGUGGUGCACUAUCUUCAGUGGCUUGUGCCUUGGAUCGAUGCCAGGCACCUGCAUGUCGCUGUUUAUGUUCAAGUUUGCCGCUCAGCAUCUAGACCUCCUCAUCGCUACCUCCAUCGUAUGCACCCUACCUACAGUACCCUCCCGCCUCUCAUCUGCGCCAAGCAACUUACAACGAUUGCACACUUACCCUCAGGCCGUAGAAGCGUCCUCUGUGUGCUCGUGUACGGGGUGGCAUUGCGUAUAAAUCCGCAUUCCACCCCGCAUGUGAGCGGCGACCGCCAUGCCUGCAACACCUCGGGGACUUGAAUUGCUGCCACCUGCCGUCUUUGGGCAGGCACAGCGUAGGCACACGGAUGCAAUUGUAUGGCGGUCGGAAUUGCAUGCAAUUGCGGCGAUGGCUCUGCGAGGGCUUGUGAGCCCAAACUCCGGUCUUGCGUUUGUAGUUUUACAUGCAGUUGGACGCAGCGCUUGUGGCGCUGCUGUGCCACCAAUUCUUUUCCGAGUCCCGCGCUCAUAUUGGAGCGCUGCUUUUCCAGAAAGGUCGACCUCGCGUCGCAGAACGGCUUUGCGCGUGCUGCGCAAGCCCCGGCACGUGCACCACAGGCCGCGCAGACCGCCGGGCUGGGGAGCGCCAGCUUGGUUCAAGUCGGGCGUGUCCCUCUACAGGAGGAACGUUCAAAAAUAG